UUGAAUCUUUCUAGUUCAAAUCCUUCUAGCUAUGGGUGGGAGGAGCCUUCUUGUACAUCGCGUUCUUCUGAAGAAGAAAGUAAGUCUUGUGAAGCUCCCACCAGUGGUUCUGGAAGACAGAGAAAUUGAAGAACCUGAAUUCUUCAUAUCAAGUAAUGAAAUAGACUCUUCCUAUUUUGAAGUCAAAGUUGAAAGUGAAGAGUACAAGUCAAUUGCUUUGGAGGUGAAUCUUCCUUAUUCAAACCUUAAAGAUGUAGCAGAAAAUAUGGAAGGAAAUGCUCUUUCUAAGGGUGAUGAAGAGAUAUUGUUUGAGGACACUUAUGAUGAGGACGUUCGAAUGCAUUGGGAGAGAACAGCGAACAAUUCUUUAGGAGCCAAUAUAGAUGUGAAUUUGAGUUCUGAUCGUCAGCUUGUUACUCAGUUAUUAGCAGAAGUCAGAGAGCUGAAGUUGUUACACGAUAAACAAGUUCAGAAAAUCAAUUUACUGCAGCAGGAGCUGGCUGGAUCAAAAAUUGAAAUUCAAAGUUUAAACAGCCGGUGUGAGAUGUUAGAAAGUGAUAUGAAUCCUAAGAAAAGCAGCAUGGAAGGAAAAGAGCUUCAGUCAACUGAAGAGAUUCAUGCAAACCUUGAAGAAUCUAUAUUGAUAGUGGGAGGUUUUGAUGGUUCUUGUUGGUUAUCAACUAUGAAUUGCUAUUAUCCUUUCAGGGAUAUUAUGGAAUCUCUUCCUGCAAUGAAAUCUGUGCGUUCACAUGCCUCAACAGCUAAGUUAGAUGGUGAAAUUUAUGUUCUUGGUGGUGCCAAUGGAAAAGUGUGGUAUGAUACAGUUGAAUCAUAUAACCUAGAAAAUCAUCAGUGGGUUAGUCGACCCUCAUUGAAUCGGGAGAAGGGAAGUUUGGCCGGUGUAUCUUUAAAUAAUAAGAUUUUUGCAAUUGGUGGUGGAAAUGGAGUUGAAUGUUUCUCAGAAGUAGAAAUGUUGGAUUUAGAUGCUGGAAGGUGGAUCCAAACUCCAUCGAUGAGACAUGAGAGAUUUGCUCUUGCUGCUGGGGAACUUAAUGGCAUUCUCUAUGCUGUGGGAGGAUUUGAUGGGAAGAACUACUUGCAGUCAGUAGAAAUAUUGGACCCGCGGGAGAAAUCGUGGAGAGAAAUUGCGAGUAUGUCUACAAAGAGGGGAUGCCAUUGUUUGGCUGUACUCAACGAAAAACUAUAUGCAUUGGGUGGAUACAGUGGAGAUAGCUUCAUCCCUACUGUCGAGGUAUUUGACCCUCGUCGUGGUUCAUGGACGAUAACAGCGCCCAUGAAUGAACCGAGGGGCUACUCUGCUAAUGCCGUGAUUGGAGAUACAAUCUACGUUUUAGGUGGUACGAAAAACAAGGAAUUUUCGGAAACGGUGGAGUGUUACAACGAGGAGCGAGGUUGGGAGUUGACCAACCUAAGGGCAUUUGGCAAAAGAUGUUUUUUCUCUGCCGUCGUCAUGUAAGUUCAGAAUUAGAUGGUAGAGGAAUAUA
Momordica charantia (bitter melon) is the source of this 1505-nucleotide messenger RNA. The record is from RefSeq and is a predicted model, not a curated record. NCBI's taxonomy places the organism in Eukaryota, Viridiplantae, Streptophyta, Magnoliopsida, Cucurbitales, Cucurbitaceae.